Messenger RNA from Trichomycterus rosablanca, 3002 nucleotides. RefSeq lists its product as uncharacterized. Bases 1 to 2655 code for a protein of 884 amino acids. Gene Ontology annotation, molecular function: nucleotidyltransferase activity; tRNA binding; double-stranded RNA binding. The transcript is spliced from 9 exons. The record is from RefSeq and is a predicted model, not a curated record. Gene Ontology annotation, cellular component: cytoplasm. Gene Ontology annotation, biological process: regulation of translational fidelity. Lineage: Eukaryota; Metazoa; Chordata; Actinopteri; Siluriformes; Trichomycteridae.
AUGGCUGCUUCUGAUCACCACAAAUCUCUGCAUUUCUCCAUCUGUAUUCUCGCCAUUUCUGCUGGUUCCUUGCUGCUUCUGGUUAAUGACUAUGCCAGCUCUCCUGAUGAAGCCUUUAUUCCUGACACGGCUCUGGGCAUCGAGCUGCUCAUUAUCGCGGCCCUGCUGGCGUAUGCUGGAGUGUGUCGGGGUCUGUCUCAGAGCUCCCUGUUCACCACACUGUGUCUGACAAUCUCAGCGCUGUGGUGCGGAUCUGGACUGGUUCACAUCUUGACCGGGGAGGGUAUAAUCAGUGAGGGGAACGAGCUCCGAAAUGCCAUGAUACCCGGCCUGGCUGCGUUUACGUUGGCAUUGCUUGUGAUUUGUGUAGUAGCGGUUGUGCAGGGACAGGUGGUGCUGUGCUUUAUCGCUCUGACCAUAAGUCUGGCGUGCGCCCAUGAGAUCGCCGGUCUGGCGGAUUUAAAAUUUCGCCAGGCUGCCACAGGCGCCUGUUACCUUUUGGUCUGUUUGGUCUGUGCGUAUUUCGGUAUUGGGCGUUUGUUGUUGUAUAUCACAAGCGGUCACGUUGAACUGCCAGGGACUGGUCUGAUUGAUAAGACCAGUCAGUCGGCUCAAGGUCAAGAUGCUAACAGUGUAAUUGCUGUGGGAUUGGUAAUGAACCUGCUGUCAGCUAGCGUGCUAGCUUGUCCAGUGCUUGGUGUGGUCCCUCGGCUGUUUAUUGGUCACGUCCCGUGGCUCUGGACGGCUGGAGUCUUCCAGCUGGGGGUGUGUGUUCUGUGCUUUAGAGCUUUGGACAUCUUGGCAGCGACUUUCUUCGGCUUCACGAGCAUUUUAAAGUUGGCCGAGGGGUACAGCGCACUGGUCAAGGACCUGACCAAUCAGACGCCGUUCUCUCCCGUCCCUUUCCCUACUGUGUUCGCGGUUUUGUUUUUCAUCCUCGCGUUGUUUAGCUGCGUCAGGAGCUUACUUGAUGGUGUUUACCUGCUGUUUUUCGUCGCAUACUGUAUAGCCAUCGCCGCCCAGCCUGGAGGGUUCUUCCAGGGGGGUACGCAAGGUGUUCAAGCGGCUAUAUUUGUAGCGUCUGCCCUAAUGAUCCUGGUGACUCUUUACAACCAAGGAUCUCAAAAAAAGAUACCAACAGGUGAGGGUUUACUUAAAAGCCUUCUCGCUCGCAGCAAUCGAUUCACCCUACGCACCCAAGACAAGGACCUCCACGCCCCAUAUCUGGGCUAUUCUAAAUAUGCUGAUGCUGAAGUCCUAGGUCAUGGCUGUAGCAUGCUAGCGGCUUUUGCGAUCACAGCUAGCAUGGCCAGUCAGGAUCCUUUGACCGUUCUGAUUUUGCCCUGGGCUGUAGUUUCAGGCGGCGUCCUGCAGUUACUGUGUGGAUUAGUGGCCUUUGCCAGGGGAAAGACCCUUGAGAGUACUGCCUUUAUCUACUAUGGCAUGAUGUGGACCGUGUGGGGUCUGACACGUUUCGGUGGGCUUUACGGUGACGUCAGAGGGUUUCACGUUGCAGUGGGAAUCAUCAGCUUCAUGGUUUUUAACGUUCUGGUCGCAGGCGGGACACUUUUCCUCAACACAGCAUGGUUUGUUUACGCCGUUUGCUUCCAGCUCAUUCUCAUUAGCUUCCUGCUCGACGCUGUGGAUGCGCUACCCUACGGUUACGACAUCGGCGUCACCAUCAUUUUCGGCCUGGUCAGCUUCUACUUCUUCUUGGCCAGCUUGUUGAAUUGCACGUUCGAGACGCCACAGCUUCCAUUCGGUGAACCUCUGAUCAAGCUGAGUGGAUUUGGUGGAGGCAGAGACCGCUGUCCACACCUUCAGGCCAGGAAAUCAUCAUCCGUCAAGCAGAUCGCAGAGAUCAUGAAGAAUGGAGGAAUAUGUGGAAUGCCCACUGAUACCGUCUACGUCCUUGUGGCAGCCUGCAAUCGACCAGGUGCCGUUGAAAAAGCUUAUAAGGUGAAAAAACAGGCUCAAGAACGUCCAAUGUCCAUCUGGAUCUCCUCCAUUAAACAGCUGGAACCAGUCAGACACCAGAUAAAUCCACUGCUGUGGGACUUCAUGGAAGUUGCCUGGCCUUCGUCUAUAAGCCUGGUCAUUCCUAGAGCCCCCUGGAUGGACUCUUUUGGUUUAAAUGAAUCAUCACAAUAUAUCGGCACCCCACAAAGCAUAGCCAUCAGGAACCCAGACUGCACUGUGGCAAAUCAUCUGAUCAGCCUGGUCGGUCCCAUUGCAGUUACGUCAGCAAACCCAACAGGUGAAGCAGAUACAACUCAUCAUAACCAGGUUUAUGCCAAGCUGGGUAAUAAGGUGGACGGGGUGCUUUGUGAUGGACCCUCACCGGAAAACAUCGCCUCCACUGUGGUGGACUGCACUAAGAUCGAGAGCGGCCAGAUUGGCUUUUACAGGGUCGGACUAAUUCCUAAAUCAAAGGUCCUGGAGCUCUUUGAAAAGAUUCAGAGGAGGCAUCGACACGGACGGCUGAACGCUGGAUUCGAGACGGACAUCACAGAUUCUCUGACAAAAUCCCAGACAGAACUGCCAGAUUCAGAAACAGACUCGGGUUUAAGCCAGCCCACCCCUGCAGAAUCCCUCAGCUCAUUGGAUCUCAGCCAACAUGGCAACCAGGAUGAGAACGAUGAGGAGGGAUCUUAACUGUUGCCUAACAUCACAUGAUGAUCUUUAAUUUGUAAAAUAAUUUAUAACACUGUAAAUAAUGGCAAUAAUGGUAAAUAAUAUAAAACUUUAAAUUAUGGCAAUAAAGCAAUGUCAGUAUAAAAUACCACCACAAUAUCUAAAAAAUAUCAUGCAUCACCCACGUUACAUGCUGUGCCACAGUGCCAGUCUAAUCUACAGCGUGUUUGUUCUGUAUUUAAAAAAGUGCAGUCAUUUUUUUACAAAAAAAUUGUUAUUUAUUUAAAUUUUUUAUUCAUGUUUCAGGAACACAUGGAGGAUUGAUUUAUAGUAUCUGUGCACUUUUCACUGUAUCGUUUUAAUUUGCU